UGUCCAGUUUCCAUCUCUGUCUGAUUUUGCUGUCUCAUUGCUGUGUCGUCUAUUAAACUCAGCCUCUCCACAGUGAUUGAGACAGAUGAUUGCAGCUUUACUCGUGUGGGAAGAUCUGAUCGGUGAGAAUUAAACAGGACAGACAUUGUGUGGAGGGAAACCCACACUUCACAGCAUCUCAGAACAGUCUUAGAACCCCAAUGGAUCAAACAAAGCCUCAUUCUCAGGCAUCCACAAUUGCAGUCUUUGUUGUCUGAAUGAGAGGACACAUUCUUCCAGAGGGAUGACCUCUCUUCUCCCUGCUGGCCCCGGCACUGCUGACACCAGCCCACCAGCCUCUCUCUCCAUCUCUUAUUGUCUUUUCUCUCUCAAAGGCCACCAGAAGGAUAUCUGACUGAUAAACAGAGUGUGUAAAUGACUCAGUCAAAGCAAAGAGAGAAAGAUGGAACAUAUGCUGAUAGAGUUACUCAGACACUGACUGCUGAGGGGUUGUGAUGAGAGAGGGCUAAACACCGAUAAGACAUGCCGAGAAGAAGGGACGUCCUGGCACUCUUUUUGAUUUUGUUACCGUGGACUUUAUUGAUCACAUUUUGGCACCAGCACGCUGGCAACUCCUUGAUUCCAGUUCAUAAAGAUAACAGAACUAGGGCCAGUAAAGCUCACCAAAGAGGCUUUCGAUUUUAUGAGUCCUGUGUCACGGAGAACAAGCGUGUCGCUAAGGCCAACCAGAUGAGGCACAUCCACCAGCGACCUCCACCCUGGUCUGACACAUUGCCAACUCUUCACAUAAUAACGCCAACCUACAGUAGACCCGUCCAGAAGGCAGAGUUGACCCGCCUCACUAACACCUUCCUACACGUCCCCAACCUUCACUGGCUGGUGGUGGAGGACUCCGCGCAGAAGACGGCGCUGAUGUCCAGACUGCUGGAGAACACGGGACUGAAUUACACUCACUUGAAUGUAAAGACACCUGAGAAUCUCCAGACACAAAAGAAGCCCAGAAAUGCACGUAUCCCACGAGGCACCAUGCAGAGGAACCUGGCUCUCCGCUGGCUUAGGGAGAACAUCAACCCAAACUCCAGUCAUAAAGGAGUCGUGUAUUUUGCAGAUGAUGACAAUACUUACAGCUUGGAGCUGUUCGAGGAGAUGCGCUGGACUCAUAAAGUGUCAGUAUGGCCGGUCGCCUUCGUCGGAGGUCUCCGAUACGAAUCGCCCAAAAUCAACUCUCAAGGCAAAGUGUUCGGCUGGAGGACGGUGUUUGACCCUCGUCGACCUUUCGCCAUCGACAUGGCUGGGUUUGCCGUGAACCUUCAGCUCAUCCUCCGCAAACCUCAAGCCUACUUUAAGUUAAAAGGGGUAAAAGGUGGAUACCAGGAAAGUAGUCUGCUACAAGAUCUGGUCACCCUCAGUGACCUGGAACCCAAAGCCGCUAACUGCACAAAGAUACUGGUUUGGCACACCCGGACAGAAAGACCCUUGCUUGUGAAUGAAGGAAAAAAGGGAUUCACGAAUGGCAGCAUGGAAUGUUAGCACAAAAGGAAAACAACACAAUAACGCUGGAUCUACAGUUAAUGCACUCAUGUUAACAAUUGGCUGCCUGUGAAAAUUACUGAAAGAAAAAUCAGUAACUUCGUAUUGCCUACAUGGCCAGUGCAACAUUUACGUUUUCAUAUAACAAUAAACAAAAUAUUGCACUAUUAUGACCAAUUUCAGCCAGUAAACAGCAUGAGACAAUCAAAAACAUAAAUCUACCUUGUGUCUUGCUAACAAAUGAAGCUCUCAUUCAAACACACACCCUUAACUCAUUUAUAAUAAUAUAAUCUCAACAUGCUCAAACAUUUUCCAUUUGAACUCAAAAUUACAUAGUACCCAGCAAGACUGCACUUUUUCAUGAAAAAGUUGAAUGUUUAAACAUUUUAGAUAAUAUAAUGGAAUGCAAAGCCAUGCUUUUAAAAGGGUCAUAUGAUGUUGCUAAAAAGAACAUUAUUUUGUGUAUUUGGUGUAAUGCAAUGUGUUUAUGCAAUUUAAGGUUAAAAAAAAAUACAUUAUUUUCCACAUAAUGUACAUUAUUGUAUCUCCUCUAUGCCCUGCGUUUCUGAAACGCAUACAAUUUUACAAAGUUCAUUUUGUAAAUGAACUCAAAGCGAGGUGUGCUCUGACUGGCCAGUGCGUUGUGAUUGGCUAAAUACCUCAAGCGUGUGACAGAAAUGUUACGUCCUUUGCCAUACUGUGAUGUAUGUCCAAGACAAUAACAAUAAAACCCAUUACAAACUAGGCAUUUGUUUUAUCCAGUGGGGACAUAAUUACGG
Molecule: messenger RNA, 2309 nt
Organism: Carassius carassius (crucian carp)
Lineage: Eukaryota; Metazoa; Chordata; Actinopteri; Cypriniformes; Cyprinidae
Product: galactosylgalactosylxylosylprotein 3-beta-glucuronosyltransferase 1-like
Exons: 8
Coding region: 523-1530 (335 amino acids)
Biological process (GO): carbohydrate metabolic process; chondroitin sulfate proteoglycan biosynthetic process
Cellular component (GO): Golgi membrane
Molecular function (GO): galactosylgalactosylxylosylprotein 3-beta-glucuronosyltransferase activity
Source: RefSeq, a predicted model, not a curated record